GGAAAGGCUACGUAUUCAGCCCUGGAGGUGCCAUCCCGGGCCGCGACUCCGCUCCAGGCAGGACCCCCAACCCGCCCAGCCCGCUCCGCCUUGCGCCCCGGACCCGCGGCCGACCCCAGACCCGCUGCCCGCUUCGCGCCCGAGGCCUGCGCCCCGACGGACGCCCGUGCCCAGCUUGCCACGCCCACGCCCGGCGCCCCGACCGCGGAGGACUCCCCGAGGUGCCGGCGGAGGGGGUGGCUCGCGGCUCAGGCUGCCCCCGACGUGCCCGGCUCACCGCCCCCUCCCCUGCAGCCCCGCCCGCCAUGGCCCGGAUCCCGACGGCCGCCCUGGGUUGCAUCAGCCUCCUCUGCCUGCAGCUCCCUGGCUCGCUGUCCCGCAGCCUGGGCGGGGACCCGCGACCCGUCAAACCCAGGGAGCCCCCAGCCCGGAGCCCUUCCAGCAGCCUGCAGCCCAGGCACCCCGCACCCCGACCUGUGGUCUGGAAGCUUCACCGGGCCCUCCAGGCACAGAGGGGUGCCGGCCUGGCCCCUGUUAUGGGUCAGCCUCUCCGGGAUGGUGGCCGCCAACACUCGGGCCCCCGAAGACACUCGGGCCCCCGCAGGACCCAAGCCCAGCUCCUGCGAGUGGGCUGUGUGCUGGGCACCUGCCAGGUGCAGAAUCUCAGCCACCGCCUGUGGCAACUCAUGGGACCGGCCGGCCGGCAGGACUCAGCUCCUGUGGACCCCAGCAGCCCCCACAGCUAUGGCUGAGGUGGGGCCGGGCCACACCCCUGCCCAUCCCAGCCAGGGUGCUGUGCCCCCGUCCAGAGCUGCAGCUGAGCCCCAUCUGAAGCCCAGUCCCUCGGAGCUGCAGACAGCAGGUCCUGCAGCAACAAUACCUGCACGGCUUUGCACACGUAAACCUAGGCUGGUCUACACGCAGUGCUGGUACGUCAAGGAGCCUAAACACCCUGAAAUUGUGACCCCCUGGGGGACAGCUGCCAGACACAGCUGGCGGCAGCACCAGAUGCUAAGCGCUUCAGAGAGGAGGUGUCUGCCCAGAGAUGUGGAGCAGAAGCUGGGCCCUGAACACACGGGGCCAUGUCUGGACGAGCAGGGGAGAGAGGCUGAACUGGCCAGAAGUGGCCCCUCCGCUGCUGGUCCAGUCAGACUGAAGCCCGGCCUUGUGCCUGGGCUGUUCCUGCUCUCAUGCACAACCAGCCCUUCCACGUGCCUGCCUGUGGGACAGGAGGGGGAGCGUGGGAUGCUGUAGCCCCCGGGGUUGGGCAAGGGAAGGAUGGUGGCCCUCCAGAGGUCAUGAAGGGACCUCUGUGGCUCCAGCUGCCAACCCUGGAGCCCAGACCGAGGUGGCCAUGGAGACUCCACCUGGAUCCCCUGUAGGAGGCCAGGGAGGGGAACUCAGCAGUUCAGGAGCCACCCCAAACCAUUCUGGGACAGGGACACCCCUUUCUACCCCAGGGCAGGGCAGGGCUGGGUGGGGCAAGAUCCCCCAGCCCGACUAGACCCACCUCACCUGAAGGGGGUGAGACCCUUGUUGGCAGCCAGACAAGGGUGGGGCUCCACAGGCAGCACAGGCGCCCCACCACCACCCAGUUUGGGGACCCAGUGGGACCAGGUGCGGGGGCAGAGGGUGACUUACCAAGAGCCAGGGAGGGCAGCCCAGGCCCAAGUGACAGCAAGAACAAGAACCACUGCCGGCGUGCACAGACUUGGUGUGUGUCCUUCCCUGGGGGGACGGGGGACUCACAUGUGCCUGCCACUGGAGCCUCUCAACCGUCCAGCAGAACACGGGGUUCAGAAAGGGCUCCUUCUGCUAUUUAGCGAACACUGAGCAUUUAAUUUACAAAUGUUUGCUAGGGUCACCCUCUCGGCCAUCCCACGAGGGUCGCCAUGAUCACCCCAACUCUAGAGGCCGCAGCAGAGCUCAGGACAUUCCCCCACAGAGCUUGCCCCUCAGUUCCUACCUCCAAGGGGGAGGGUCCUGGAAGCGCCCACCCAGGCGCCGCCCCUGUGCUUGCUCCCCGAGCUCAGGGAUUGCCGAGUCCACGUAACUGACCUGUACUCCACGAGGCCCUGUGGGAACGGUCCAGGCUGGUCCUGCCCUGUGGAGGCCUCCGUGCACUGAGAGAUGUACUAGGAUUGCAGCAAAGGUGGUCAGGGUGAUGGGCCGCACAGCGAGGCAGUCAAGGCCAGCUCCCUGGGAGAAGCACUGGGUCAGGUGAGGUCUGAGGACAGCAGGCCUUCCCUAGGGGAAGGAGCUGGGAGUGCCAAGGCCCCAGGUGCACAGGAGGCGUGGCUGCUGAGAGGCUGCAGGGUGGAGGGGCCUCGGCCUCAGAGUCAUGUGCCCUGUGACCACUGAAGGGUGUCAGCAGAGCACACGGCAUGAGGACAGAGGGAGGGGCACGGGGAGUGAAGGAGGGGGCCCUGGGGCAAGGCUCGGGGGUCAGGAGCUCAGCGUCCGCUACUCAGCCCAGCCAAAACCCUCCCAGACGUCUCCUCUCCUGCCUGGGCAAAGUCCAGCUUGGCACCCCGUCUGGGGCCUGCCUGUGGUCAGGGCCAAGUGUUCCCUCCUCCAGGAAAGCCUUUACCCUCCUCAUGCCCUGUAGUCAGGAGGCCGCCUGCUGUAACCCUCCGUGUCGCCUCGGGUGCGAAAUCAGACCCACCUGACACCAUCACGCGGAGGCCCAGCAGCACCUGCACCCACUUCCAGCUGCUCUGGCCAAAAUCUCCGCUCGGCCAGGCCCCGUGGCUCACACCUGUAAUCCUAGCACAUUGGGAGGCCAAGGCAGGCACAUCACCUGAGUUCAGGAGUUCAAGACCAGCCUGGCCAACAUGGUGAAAUCCCGUCUCUACUAAAAACAGAAAAUUAUCCGGGCGUGGUGGCACAUGACUGUAAUCCCAGCUACUCAGGAGGCUGAGGCAGGAGGAUCACUUGAACCUGGGAGGCGGAGGUUGCAGUGAGCUGAGAUUGCGCCAUUGCACUCCAGCCUGGGCAACAAGAGCAAAAUUCUGCCUCAAAAAAAAAAAUAGUAAUAAUACAAAAAUUAGCUGGGCGUGGUGGCACAUGCCAGUAAUUCCAUCUACUCGGGAGGCUGAGGCAGGAGAAUCGUCUAAGCCCGGGAGGUGGAGGUUGCAGUGAGCCCAGAUGGCGCUGCUGCACUCAAGCUUGGAUGACAGAGCAAGACUCCGUUUCAAAAAAAAAAAACCUCCUCUCUUCCUUCACACCUUCCUCUGAAUCCCACCCGGUCCCACCUCCUGAACCUAUCCAGACACCUUCUCCUGACCCAGGCACCACCUGCUUUCGGGGCGAUGGCCGUAGCCUCCUCCCAGGCACCUGUCUGCAUCCCUCUGGCCAGUGCAUGCUGAGCACGUGACCUACCCGUGUUGGGACACGUGAGGAUACAGCCUUGACCCCCAGGGGCUGACAUUCUAGGGGGAGAUAGAAGGAGACAAACGUAGAAGGUAGAAUAAGUGGGUGGUGGAGUGGCAGGGAGUGCUGAGUGCCACAGGAAGUCAGACAAGGAAGGAGAGUGUGGGGCAGGUGCCGUUUAAAUGGGGGGCGCUGGGGUCUCCUCACAGUUGCUUCUCAGCUCAGCUGUGCCAGGAUCUUGUUGAGUCAGGUCAGCUGCCCACAGCCCUCUUGCCUGACCCCUGAAGCCCAGAACUCUGAUCUUCACAGCCCUAGGUAUGGCCCCAGCACCCCACUGCCCUCUCUCCUGCCCCAGCCGACUGCUGUUCCCAGACUUCCCUGGCCACGCUCCAAGACGCCAGCUCUGCCGCGGGCACUUUGUUCUCACGGUGUCCUCCAUGCCUGCAGGGCCCAUGCAUGGGAAGUUGCGUUGGCGGCCUGGGUGUUGGCGGUUCCGUGCCUGCUCCAACUCUCCGUGAGGCCCCUCUCCCAGAGCCUGACACACUCUGUGGCCGAACUCUAGGCAGGUGCCCCUGAGUCCUUUCCUCGACGAGGCCUGACCCCAUCCCCAUCCUCGCUGGGCCCGCCGACCCCGGUGUUAGCAAGAAUCCUCUAAAUCAGUUUAUGGAGAAUUACCCACCCUCGAUAUCUGAUCCCAUUCCUCAUCUCCCACCCUUGAUCUCAUCACCCUGCCGGCCUCCUGCAAGAUCCUCAUUGAGCCACUCCAGUGAGAAUCCCCCUACCCUCGAAGGCCGCCCUAACAACUUCCCAUCCGCUGACCCCUCCAACGCCAUCAAUCUCCAGCUGUGGUUGUUGAACUCGGAGGUGAGCUCCUCUCACCACUCUCUUGAAUAAAGCUUUUCUCACCAUUUUAA
Messenger RNA from Homo sapiens (human), 4286 nucleotides. RefSeq names its product adrenomedullin 2 (gene ADM2). Gene Ontology annotation, biological process: feeding behavior; adenylate cyclase-activating G protein-coupled receptor signaling pathway; negative regulation of blood pressure. The transcript has 2 exons. NCBI's taxonomy places the organism in Eukaryota, Metazoa, Chordata, Mammalia, Primates, Hominidae. Bases 306 to 752 code for a protein of 148 amino acids. Gene Ontology annotation, cellular component: extracellular region. The record is from RefSeq and is marked reviewed.